ACCAUCAUCGGCAUCGCGAAGCAAAAAUGGCGACUAAUGGGGUUGCAGCAGUUUGCAUUGCAACAUGACUCGAGCUCACCGACUAAUAACAUGCAAAUUAUAAACUUACAUAUUGAGCAUCUCACCGAAGUAUACGUCAUAGUAGCAGGCACGAGAAAUGCAGCUCUGACAUGAAGAAGACUGCAUUUGGUUGGAAAAGAAAGGCGGGAGCAAUCAUUUCGCAAAGCGCAUCGUUGCAGUUUCAAGAAAGCACAGCGGACGACUCUGGUUCUGUACCCGACGGUGUCGACUGGCCGACUGGUUUUAAACGGCGUCGAAAUCUGUUUUUGGAAGACUGCGCGCAAAAGGGCGAACGUCUUAGAGAGGAAGGAGUUACUUUGGCAGAAUCCGAAAGGUACUGGCAGGCUAUAAAAAAAUUUAACGAAGCCUUGGAGCUCACGCCCACAGAUGCCAAACUUUGGGACAUGAAAGCCCAGGCACUCAUGUUGCUACGGGAAGACUUUGAAGCUGUAAAAGCUGCAGAAACAGCCGUGAAACACGACCCAACCUGGUGGGCUGCACACCAAACCCUUGGCAGGUCACGUCUGGCCCUCGGCGAGAUCAGCAUGGCUCUGCGGAGUUUCAGCACAGCAGUCCACUUAAAUCCUUCCAGCGAUGAACUGCGACAGGACGACCUCCUUCACACGCUGAGGUUGCUUCGUUGCAAAGAAGCAGCAUCAACUGCAACGAAGGACGAACACAGCACGCAGCUCCUGUUUGACGAGGAUGGCAACCUUGUACAGCUGGAUGAGGGGCGUACGUCGGCUGCAAACCUUGUGCAGUGUCGCGAACUGUCCUGAAUCGCACCCACUUGUGAGGUGCCAAGAUUGUCAUUCGGUUUUGCUACGACACGUGAACUGCAAUGUUGAUGACCGACCUAUGUGCAGUAUAGAGUGGUGGAAAGUUCAUUUGGAAGGAAGACAACACCAUGAGUGGUUUAAAAUUGUACUAGGACUAGCUUGAAACGUGGGGGAGAAAAGUCCUACGAACUCUUUAAGAAUUCCAGGCGUCGUGGACAAAAGUUCAGUUUCUUGUGAUGCAGGUCUGUCUGAAAUGAAAAAAUUGGAGAGCUGUCAUCUUGCUGCACUCCAGUCAUUUUAAAUAUAUUAAAGUAUGCAUUAUAUUAUGUUUGA
This is a messenger RNA of Ornithodoros turicata, 1172 nucleotides long. Its product is annotated as tetratricopeptide repeat protein 33-like. The transcript is spliced from 4 exons. Lineage: Eukaryota; Metazoa; Arthropoda; Arachnida; Ixodida; Argasidae. The coding region runs from base 171 to 839 and encodes 222 amino acids. Gene Ontology annotation, molecular function: protein binding. The record is from RefSeq and is a predicted model, not a curated record.